UUCAACUAGAUUAAUCCCGCAUGUUUACAUUAAGCGUUCCUUAAACUGUAAAGAACGAGUGUUAUGCUUGUCAACUUAAAACCUUUUAUAAAGUUCAGUUCCUAACGAAUAUGAAUAAGAGACACCAAACUGGAAAAUAUGGCUAUAUAAACCUUUUAAACAGAAGUAUGCAUUGAAUCUAAUCAGCACAGCAAUGGCUACCGGAAUGAACGGACAGAGAUUAACUGACGACAUAUGCCGUAGUGUCCUGAGCAGGGCUCACAAGAAAAUUAUUGACGUGAUGAACGCAGACACAGUGCUGGAUAAACUACGAGACAUAAAAUUUCUGUCGCACGAGGAUUACAAUGCCAUUAGGAAAGUAGUCGACAAGUCUACAAAGAAUCGCAGCCUCGUCUGUAAAAUAAGCCAAAGCGGCAAAAGGGCGUAUUGCGAUUUCAAGAAAAUUCUUAAAGAAACCGGUCAGAACGUAAUAAUUCAAGAGCUCGAGUCAAAAGAAAAAGAGUUAGGAAUUGAGACUGCAGAAAAUUCUGCACAAUCCGUUCAAAGGAUAAUUAGUAUAGUCCGGGAUUCAGCUCCCGAAAGAAUGGAAACGGACCAACGAGUAGAACCGCCGUCGAGAACAUUGCAACCUACAGUACAAAAUUCACUGGAUGAUUUAAAUCGUAGUCGUACAGUGACUGUUGUCAAAACCAUAAAAAAGGACCUGCAGGACGGUAGACUCAUUGAGCUGGACAAUAAGACGAUCCAAUAUUUGAAGGAAGUCAGUAGUACCGAUGAUACACUAGUGGGCGGAUUUGGGAGAGUGUACAAAUCUAAAGAGCCAGUCAAAGGAUUCGGCAUUAGAGUUGUUCUUAAAGAAAUCGAUAUGGAACGUCGUACAGGAAAUCAAUCUGCUACUCAAAUAAUAGGAUCAGUAACUAAUGAAAAGAUUGCGUCUCGCUUAAUGCAUUUCGGAAUCGUCCCCGUACUGGCUUACCAUGAUGACUUAACUCAUGGGAAGUAUUACUUGUUAUCGCCAUAUCUUGUGAACGGGGAUCUGUUUCAAGCCAUUGCAUCUGACAGAAGAAGUUGUUUGGAAAAUAAAAAAAAUGACAUUCGCCUCAAGUGGAAUAUAAGAAUUAAAAUCAUGUACCAUAUUGCAUGUGCCAUAGAUUUUAUGCACUCAGGAAAUGAAUUCAGAGGACCAGUGCUACAUAUGGAUAUUAAGUCAAAAAACAUUGUUUUGGAUAGCCAGUUUAAUGCAAGAUUGAUUGAUUUUGGUAUUGCCCGAGAGUUAAAAGAAGACGCUGAAACAUUGCUUGUGACCUCCACAAACUAUGGAACGCCGGGAUACUAUUCAACAGUCCCACAAAUUGUGGUAAAAAAACAAAACGACUAUCACAACUUCGGAGUCGUUCUGCUUGAGUUGAUAACUGGUCUUGAGAGAUCUGCGAAAGUGGAGGGGAUUGAACUUCGAAAGUGGCACGUUAACCUCAUAUAUGAAAAACGACAGGUCUUGGUGUGGCAUGUCGAUAAAGUUGUCAAGAAUGUCGCUGAAAUAGCUGUCAAGUGUAUUGAAAGUGUAACAGCAAACUCUUCGAUCACAUCCGAAGAGAUCAAGAAAACAUUUAAGAACAUGUGCAGAAAACACGAAGCUGUUUGGGAUGCCAUACAGGCCGAUCAGUGUGAAAUAUGCUUGGUAAAUGAAGAAAUGAAAGUUGGAUUUGACGGACAUGACACUGGCUCUGAAGAACAAGUGUUAUGUUCAAAAAGGAUCCGCAUUUGCUGCUCAUGCAUGAGGAAUUCAUACAUCAAUCCAGUCCAGUGCCACACAUGUGGGGAGACAAUUAAGCCAUUCAUAAACGCCAAUUGGGGUGCCAUACUGGCAGCUGGGUAUGAUGAAGUAGCCGGAAAUAUUUUACGAAAGGACAUUGAGCGGUUCAAGGACAUGAUAACGUCGAAAGUGUUGCCUGCAAUGUGUUUGAAUCCAAAAAACGUGAUUACUUCUACAAAAGACAUGAAAGACAAAAACGCUUAUCUACCAAUAGAACAGGCAUUUGAUGAGCUGUCCAAACGGGAUAUCGAAACAUUGUUAUUUGUAUACUCUGGCCACCAUGGUGAAAGUGGUCUUCAAGUGGGCGCAGAUGUGUUUUAUCCGUUGGAUAAAAUUAGCGAAAAACUAAACAAGUGGCAUGAAGAAAACCCAAAGCUACGAAAAGUGAUUGUGUUACUGGACUGCUGUUGUCCUAAAAAAUUAAAUUUGAAUACAUCUCUCACACUUAUUCAGUUCAAUGCAACAUCUCCAACGACGACCGCAAAUUUGAACAAAACAGAUGGCAGUCCAUUUUUGAUGGACGUCAUUCAGGCUUUGACAGGCCGUGCCAAUGGUAAAGGCUGCAAGCAUGAGGAAUGUAAAUGUAGCGAUCAUCUACAUGACAAAUUUAUAACUUUAAAUGAUUUGUGGAUGUAUCUAAAUGAACACAUAAAGCAAGGUCAUUUGAGUGGAGAAAAUCCGUAUAUGAAGGCAGACAAGCCAAAUAUGAAUGCAGUAAACGUCGAAUUGAAAGACACGAUCUUAGCCUAUAAUUAUGACUUUGAAGUGAAGUUCAAAUUCACAAUUGAGUGGCUUGAGACAGAAGUAAAUGUCCAUGUACUUCCAGGAGAAUUCAACGACUUAAAACCACUUAAAUUGAUACUUGCUGACAAAAUAUUGAAACACAUUUAUGAUAUUGGUCCAGUCUGCAGUGAUGUCUUGACAAAAUUUUCCGAGAUCAUAAGUGUUGAAAUAAAUACUGGGCCUAGAACCAAGCAUGUUCAAGAGAUUGAUACCAUCGAAUUGUUGCUGUUAUCAUGGAACUCUAAACGUCUUCUGCGAUGCUUGGCCCGUCUGUUACCCAACGUAAACGUUGAUAAACCAGUUGGGCGGUGUUUAAAAGAUGUUCCAGACAUACGAAAUAUACAUUUGGAUGUUCUUCAGAAAUGCAAUAUGACGGGGCAUCAAUUGACAAGAUCUAACCUUACAAAAUAUAAGACAACGCUACAAAAGAAAACUAAAAACACAGAAAAAUACAACGAAUUCAUAUUUGCUGUAGACAUGAUAAUAAAUCAUGCAGCAACACAGUUACAAGACACACGUUUGGACAUUUCCUUCUUCGACUUGCCAAAAGGCUACACGUUGGUCCACAUGAAUCUUAUAGAGACCACUGGCAAUCAGGAAGGGGCGAUGCAGUAGAUAAUGCUCUUUUAAUUUGUCCGGUUAUUUACUCGCCGUAUAACCGGGAAAGACGUGAUGUGUUAUUGUAAUUAUUUUUCAACAAACAUUCUUCAAACUAUUGAGUUAACAGACAAAGUUCACAUUUAACUGAUUCAAUGUACUCUAAGGGUUCGUACCUACCAUGAAAUAUCUUUUGUAAAGUAGCUGAUCGCGAUAUAUGGCAUUUGUUCGUUUGGGGAAUACUUAUUAAUAGUAAAGCCAAUAUGAGAUUACUGCAAACAAUAUUUGUGAUUUUAUGAGAUUCCAUUGGUCCGCGUGAACAGAAAAAAAAUGUGUAGGAAGAUUAUUAUCAGGAAACAUUAUUUAACCAUUUUGUAAGUGUUCAUUAUAAGUUUGAGCGAUUUGCUUUAAAUUGCUAGCCCCACGUUCACGUAACUUUGUAGGUUAAACUUCGUUAUCAUGCAAAACAUGAAUAUGAUACAAAUGCUAAACGCGAAGUAUAAUUCGAAAGUUCUGUUGUUUUAUUGAGUUCAUGUAUGCUGUUGUUCGUGUGUUUUAUUUAUUUUUGUCGUUUAAUUUCAUAACCAGAUAAGGAAAUGACCAAUAUCACCAUUGCUCUUGGUCCAGUGUUUGGUUAUUAAAGUUAUAUUUGACUCUGA
Molecule: messenger RNA, 3852 nt
Organism: Dreissena polymorpha
Lineage: Eukaryota; Metazoa; Mollusca; Bivalvia; Myida; Dreissenidae
Exons: 18
Coding region: 194-3211 (1005 amino acids)
Biological process (GO): protein phosphorylation; regulation of apoptotic process
Cellular component (GO): plasma membrane
Molecular function (GO): ATP binding; protein kinase activity
Source: RefSeq, a predicted model, not a curated record